GGCAGUGCUGUGUCCUGCCACAGUCAAAAUAAGGCUGAAAACCCUGGAUUCUCAACCAGGCAGGUUGAGGGGCUCCUGAGAGUUGAUGUAUUGCAGAGGAAACUGACUUUUCGGUUUCCUCAUUUAUUCAUUAAGUUUGUUUUGGGAUCUGGAGCCUGGAGAUUUCAAAGAGAUCUGGGAGGGAUGAAAUCCAGUCCUAACCAUGGUUCUGGGCUCCACCCCGGCAGACGGAGUCAGGAGGGCUCCACCCCGGCAGACGGAGUCAGGAGGGCUCCACCCCGGCAGACGGAGUCAGGAGGGCUCCACCUCGGCAGACAGGAGUCAGGAGGGCUCCAGCCUGGCAGACGGGAG
This is a messenger RNA of Staurois parvus, 351 nucleotides long. The record is from the annotation of a GenBank genome assembly. Lineage: Eukaryota; Metazoa; Chordata; Amphibia; Anura; Ranidae.